UUGAGCUGGAUUUUGGCAAUGGCACCGGCAGCUGGAGGUUCAUUUGAGUACAUCCCCCCGGAUGGCGGCUGGGGGUGGGCCGUGCUAGUUGGAGCUUUCAUUUCCAUUGGCUUCUCUUGUGCGUUUGGCAAAUCUGUUUCUGUAUUUUACAAAGAAAUUGAAGACCUAUUCAACGCCAGCACCAGCGACGUGUCGUGGAUAUCCUCCAUCAUGUUUGCAGUCAUGUAUGCUGGGGGUCCCAUCAGCAGCGUCCUGGUGAACAAAUACGGCAGUCGCCCGAUCAUGAUGGCUGGCGGCUGCUUGUCAGGCUGUGGCUUGGUUGCAGCGUCUUUCUGUAACACCGUGCAGGGACUUUACGUGUGCAUUGGACUCAUUGGAGGUCUUGGGCUUGCCUUCAACUUGAAUCCUGCUCUGACCAUGAUUGGCAAGUAUUUCUACAAAAAACGGCCACUGGCGAAUGGACUGGCGAUGGCAGGCAGCCCUGUGUUCCUCUCCACCCUGGCCCCCCUCAAUCAGGUUCUCUUUAAUGUCUUUGGCUGGAGAGGAAGCUUCCUGAUCCUUGGGGGCUUGCUGCUAAACUGCUGUGUAGCUGGGUCGUUGAUGCGACCGAUAGGGCCCCCGGCGACCAGCGCGGGGAGCGAGAAGUUGAAACAGUCCCUCCAGGAAGCUGGAAAGUCGGAUGCAAAAAAAGAGUUAGGUGAUGCAAAGAAAGAGGCAGGUGAUGCAAAUACAGAAUGUAAUGGAAGAAUACACAGAGAAGAGAAACAAUCAGCUUUUCAAAAAGUUAACAAAUUCCUGGACCUAUCCCUGUUCACACACAGAGGCUUCCUACUCUACCUCUCUGGGAAUGUGAUCAUGGCCUUGGGGCUGGGCACACCCUUGGUCUUCCUCAACAGUUAUGCCAAGAGCCAGCAUUUCCCUCAUGAGAAGGCCGCCUUCCUUCUUUCCAUUCUGGCUUUCGUUGACAUGGUAGCCAGACCGGCUAUGGGACUUGUGGCCAACACAAGGUGGAUAAGACCGCGAGUCCAGUACUUCUUCGCCGCCUCUUGUAUUGCAAACGGAGUGUGUCAUAUGCUGGCACCUUUGUCCACUACCUACCUUCAUUUCUGUGUUUAUGCUGGAUUCCUUGGAUUUGCCUUUGGAUGGCUCAGCUCGGUAUUGUUUGAAACACUGAUGGACCUCGUUGGCCCUCAGCGGUUCCCCAGCGCUGUGGGGUUGGUGACCAUUGUGGAAUGCUGUCCUGUCCUCCUGGGGCCACCGGUGUUAGGCCGUCUCAACGAUGUGUAUGGCGACUACAAGUACACGUACUGGGCGUGUGGCAUCAUCCUUAUCGUCGCGGGCAUUUACCUCUUCAUCGGCAUGGGCAUCAAUUAUCACCUUCUGGCAAGAGAGCAGGAAGCCAAGAAGCAGCAGAAAAAGGAAGGUAAACAAGAGGAACCCAAAGAAGUUGUUAAAACAACAGGAUCUACAGAAGAGAAAGGCCCCAGAACAGGAGACCCCAAAGAGGAGAAACUUCCAGAUUGAAGUCAUGGGAAAACAGACGGGAUUUGGCCCAAAGACACCUGCGAUAUUCGAUGCCGCCAUGUUCUAUGAUUCGUGCUUACCAUAGACAGUGGACUUUUGUGUAGAGGUCAUACCUGGUGUUUGUUGAGGGAGUUUUCAUUUCAUUCCCUGACAGUACAAUCUGUAUCCUUUGGGGGCAGGGCAUUUGCAAAAGAUGAAAUAAGGAAAUCAUUUUUAUUUGAAGCCGCAUUAGUAAGGUAUACGGCGCAUAUACCCCUUUUAUCAGAGUCAAGUCAACUCACUGUAAAACC
Messenger RNA from Condylura cristata (star-nosed mole), 1814 nucleotides. Its product is annotated as monocarboxylate transporter 1. Gene Ontology annotation, biological process: monocarboxylic acid transport; transmembrane transport. Gene Ontology annotation, molecular function: monocarboxylic acid transmembrane transporter activity. The coding region runs from base 19 to 1524 and encodes 501 amino acids. Lineage: Eukaryota; Metazoa; Chordata; Mammalia; Eulipotyphla; Talpidae. The transcript has 4 exons. Gene Ontology annotation, cellular component: membrane. The record is from RefSeq and is a predicted model, not a curated record.